Trichoderma atroviride IMI 206040 is the source of this 984-nucleotide messenger RNA. NCBI's taxonomy places the organism in Eukaryota, Fungi, Ascomycota, Sordariomycetes, Hypocreales, Hypocreaceae. The record is from RefSeq and is a predicted model, not a curated record.
UAUAUAUGGAGUGAUCAGAGGUCGGGUGGAGCAGCGAGUCGACGUGCUCGGACAGUGGCAGUCGAGCGGGCAAAGCUGUGUCAGACUGAUGAGCUGCGGUGGUACCUACGCCUCCGUACAGUACAGCGUACAGCACAGUGGCAUUCGAAAACGAAAGGGCAGGAUUUUCGCAGCGCCCACGCCCCCUGUGAGGAUAGACCGGCACGACAGAGCUGAGGCGAGGCUAAUGGGGAGACGUCGCUGGCGCAAGCUUUUCGGUACGGACGGCGGAAUGGCUGAGGGCAACCGGGGGCGCAGAGGAGAGCAGAGCCCGGAGAGGCGUGCGAACAAGAAUCAGUCGUCGAGGGUUACUAGGACAAAAAACUCCUUGUGGUCGCUGGAUCGAGGUGAGCGACGGGUCUUGAGGCUGCUCGGUGGGGACUCGAUGACGUUUUUUUUUUCUCUCGGCAAAGGGGAAUCCUUUUUUUUUUGGGGUUGCCUCAAGCAGGGCCAGGGAGUCUUGGCGGCUGUCUGGAAUCGCGUCUCAUCGUUUGUUGGUCCCCUGGUCUUCGUAUCGGCAGGACGACAGAGCCAGAGAUGCGGCGAGGACCCUCUGCCGGUAUUUAUUUCUGCGUGCUGCAACGCCUUUGCUGCGAAAUAUGUCUUAUAGCGGCAAUGUCAGAAAAAUAGAAGAAUCCGCACGCUGACCCAGACCAGUCAGUCAUCGGACAUGCGGCUGAUGCCCAAACUGCAGACAGACGCAGCCAUUGUCAGGAACCCCGGCACGCACAUCUCGGCGGCGGUCCACAGCUAGCGCCAGCCGGUCGCUAUUUUUGAUGUCAAAAAGCUCCGCUUCGGUGGACCACACGGUCCUGGCCCAGGGGGGUGUUAAUGGGCCAGACGUCGUGCAGAGCUGCUUGGGACCGCCGGCUCUGUGGUUUUGUGCGAGGUGACGAUUCGGAGAGAAAAAAAAACCGUGCACUAGGCGGAAGGGCUAAGCAGCUC